CCUCUCCCUUCCUCGGUCGCGACUCACGCACGACUCAGCCUUGCUCUCGAACCCAAUCCCUCGCGCACUUCAGCAUUCAGCCUCGCCUUGCAAUCACGAAUCAAGCCCGUCAGAUUGCAUCCUCUCUUGCUCGUCUGUCGCUGCUGUGUACAUAAUUCCUCCGUCCAGCACUCGAAUCCUUACUUAUCGACUUUGCCGCCAACAGCGCAGUGCCCAGCACCCUCUUAAUCGUCCCGUCGAGCUCGCAUGCUCGCAUUCGUAUUCCAAGACGCUCAUAUCCAAGUACCCCGAAUCCCUCUUGCGAACUUCCUCGCCUAGCAGGAUCACCCACGCGUAAGCCAGGUGGCUUUCUGAGCAGAGCAUUGCUCGCUCGGCUCGCGAUAAUCUACACGGUCUGCAGCCUUGGAUGCUCAUGUCAGCUUAGCUGCUCCAAUUCGCGCGGUCAUUGGAAUCUACGAUGGACAUUCCGCUGCCCGUGAGCGGCACUUCGCAGGCUCAUGCCCAUUCCCGUUUGGCAUCAGCAUCCGAUUGGGGCGCCGGACCAAGUGCCGAAGCUUCAGGCUCAGCUGCUGCGAUCACUCCUGGCAAACCGCAGAGAGAGCGGGGAUUUUCACGAGGCGGGGCAGUGGAACACGCAGCUGGAAGCGGCGGAGCUGCGCAGACAUCGUACGGAUUCCAGCCGUCGACCCUCUCCUCAUUGAGUCAAUCGGGCGCAGGGCUGUCGCGCGCUGGAACCAAGAAGUCACGUUUGAGGAACAAGGAUCGCCAUACAGCCGCUCUGGACAGCAUACGAGACUUUUUGAAAGGCAGAAGCAGCUAUGAUGUGCUUCCUGUCAGCUUUCGACUCGUUGUGCUGGACACGAGAUUGGUGGUUCGCCCAGCGCUCGACAUCAUGUGGCAGGCCGGUGUCGUCUCGGCCCCGCUGUGGCAGUCCGCAACGAGCGAGCCGAGCCGACAAGGGCAACAAGCAUCUCCAGAGAGCGGUCCGGCAUCGAGCUCAGCUGCAAAUCAAGCUGGUGUAGAGGAUGCUGCAGCACACACUAAAGCGGAAGGGGCAAGCGCCUCAUCUAUUGCCCUUCCAGAGGUGUCCAGCGAGCCACUCUCCUCUUCGGCACCGGCAGCUGCUCCAUCUGCGAGCGAGACUUCAGGUGUCGUGACACAAGCUCUAGCUCGCGACCCGGUGGCGGCAGCAGCAGAGACGCUUCAUGCUCUGCGGCCCAGUCCUCAGCCUGUCCAAAGGACGGGCUUCGCCGGCAUGCUGACUGUCAACGAUAUCAUACAUCUCAUUCAGUACUACUAUCACCAUCUCAGCAGCUACGACCUGGCUAGCCGGGACGUGGAAGGAUUCAGGCUGGAGCGCUUGAGAGAUAUCGAAGCGUCGCUCAACGUUCCUACCCCUCCCCUCACUGCUAUCGCACCGCUGCGAUCACUUUACGAGGCUUGCCAGCUACUGAUCAAGACUCAUGCCCGCAGAUUGCCACUUCUCGACUAUGAUGAACAAACGGGCUGCGAGACUCUCAUUAGCGUCCUCACGCAAUACCGAGUGCUGAAAUUCAUCGCCAUGAAUUGCCGAGAAAUUACAGGGCUUCAUCGGUCUGUUCGAUCGUUGGGAAUCGGAACAUACGUCGCAGGCACACCUGGAGUUGGUGCCGCACGACACAUUGGUCAGCGCCCGUCCCGUGGCGGAAGUGCGAGUGGUAGCGCCAGCGGAAGUGCGGGUCCAGCAUCGCGCAUCAAUUCUCGGUCAGGCUCCCACUCUGCGGUAAUGAGCGCGAGACCAACCGUCGCGGGGACGUCCGCGCCUGUUUCUGCACGGACCAGCGCUAGCGGCGCUGUUGGACUUGACCUUCCCAGCACAGCCGAAGAAGCCAAGUCGCCAGAGGGAGAUCCCUCAGCGUCUGCCGCCCAGUCUUGCGAGUCUACGCCGAGCGCUCCUGCCGAAGCUCCUGCAGUCAUUCCGGAGGCCUCAGAGGCUUCCCAGUCUGCAAUUUCAGAAGAAGCUGGCGCAAUUUUUGGCAGUCCUUCCCCGAAGUCGCUUCCAGGCGCUGCCAUGAGACCUGCUGCUGCCCCGACAUCGGCGAGCGUGCCGUCACAAGCACCCGCGUCGGCCUUUGCGCCGUCCCUAAGCCCUACGCCCUUUGCGCCCCUCUCGACGGCGACGCUGGACACCACCGUGUUCGAUGUUGUCCAUAUGUUCUCCGAGCAAGGCAUAUCAGCUGUUCCAAUCAUAGACAACGACGGAUUCGUGGUGGACCUCUACGAGAGCGUCGACGUCAUUGACCUCGUUCGCUCCGGUGCCUACCAAUCGCUCGAUACGACAAUGCGUCAGGCUCUGGCCCGGCGCCCUGCAGAAUUUCCAGGUAUCAUGUCAUGCGGGCCGGAUGACUCGCUAGCUAGCAUCUUCUCUCUUUUGAGAACACGGCGAGUCCACAGGCUUCUCAUUCUGGAACCCCUGCCCGCUUCGCGGGCAGCAUCGAUGACCUCGAAACAAUCGGAGCACGGCAGGCAGUCACCAGAGGGUGUGGCGCCGCCUCCAAGACCCAGAGGCAAGCUUGUUGGUAUCCUAUGCCUGUCCGAUAUCUUGCGGUACGUGACAGGCUCACAAGAAGCCGGAGGCCCAAAAGAACGCCAAAGGACCAUGAGUCAAGCAAGUAGCAGCGCGAUCGCGGGCGCUGGACCUCCUCAAAGCGGUACCAGCCUCAGCUCCGCUGCGCUUCUCGAUGUGCCGGAAUCUGAACCCCUGGGAAGCUCGGGACUUGCAGCGCCAGGCGUGCAGUCUCCGACUUCUGCGAGCGAACAUGCGAUCGAGGGAGCCUCACCGCCACCUUCUGGCGCUGGUAGUGGCCUCUCGACAGUGCCUCUGGCCAUACCUGAAGAGUCACCCUCGAUCGAAAAGGCGGAAUUAGAGAGUGCGGAGACUUUACCAUCAGCGGAUCAGGCUGACUCCAUGUCGCAUCAGAACGCCGUUGCGCCAUCUAGUAAGGACGGGGACGCUGUCAAUGGAGAAUAGGAAUAUUUCCUUCGAUCUACCAUCUGCUCUAUGAGCUCCUGGGUGCACGCGAAUUGGGUGGACGACACCCCGCCUGAUCUUCCACUAUUGGUUCUCAGCCACCUGCGCGAUUGAUUCGCACGACCGCAAUGCGUCUCUGCAUACGAAGGCCCAGAGUCACCCUCAUCACGAAUGUCGAACAAGCUAUCGACUUUAGAAUACCCCCCUUCAACUAGACUGUGAAAUGCCAGCCAGACGCUCAGGCUAUACAGCCUUCCUCUGCCUACUCUGUCUGCAUUCUGUCCCCCUUCGCUCGUCUCCAUUGUAACGCCUUGCAUCGGGAAAUUGACAGGAGCUACCAAUCAUAUCAAUAGAUCAGAGGCUUUGCUUUUUUCUUCCCGAGCCGUACUCCACUUGCUGCCGGUCGAG
Messenger RNA from Ceraceosorus guamensis, 3418 nucleotides. RefSeq lists its product as hypothetical. The transcript is spliced from 5 exons. Bases 458 to 3010 code for a protein of 850 amino acids. The record is from RefSeq and is a predicted model, not a curated record. NCBI's taxonomy places the organism in Eukaryota, Fungi, Basidiomycota, Exobasidiomycetes, Ceraceosorales, Ceraceosoraceae.